Parnassius mnemosyne (clouded apollo) is the source of this 1833-nucleotide messenger RNA. NCBI's taxonomy places the organism in Eukaryota, Metazoa, Arthropoda, Insecta, Lepidoptera, Papilionidae. The record is from the annotation of a GenBank genome assembly.
AUGUCUUUUUCGUUUGGAACUCCCUCAAGUGCUCCUGCUAAUACAUCGCUUACGGGUGGCUUUAAUUUUGGCGCAAAUAAACCGGCAACACCAGGUUUUGGUUUGCCAGCAACUUCACAGCCAUCAACAGGUCUUUUUAACAAUACUUCUGCUGCUCCCGCUUUUGGCACAGGCACAGGCUUUGGCCUUAGUUCGACGCCUGCAUUUGGAACAACUUCCACUGCUCCAGCUUUUGGGUCCGCAACGACCCCUGCUUUCGGGGCUACAACAACUCCUGCAUUCGGAGCUAGCUCUACUGCACCCACUUUUGGAUCUACAACCACGCCUGCGUUUGGGUCGACUUCUUCAGCGCCGGCGUUCGGGGCAACUUCUGCUGCGCCUUCAUUUGGGGCAACGACAACACCUGCUUUUGGUGCACCGUCUACAACUCCUGCCUUUGGUGGGGCUUCAACUACUGGUUUUGGAGCUAGUACAUCUGCUCCAGCCUUUGGAUCUACUACAACUCCAGCUUUUGGUACCUCUGGCACUCCAGCAUUUGGGGCGACUACCACCCCAUCAUUUGGAACCUCAGGCCUGGGUACUGGCUCACUUAAUUUUGGUGCCGCUACCACCACUACUGCUUCAAGUGGGCUAAAUUUCGGAGCUCCGGCUACUACUAAGACAGGACUGGGAGGUUUAGGGGGUUUCGGCUUUGGCACCACCACAGCUGCGCAGUCCAGUUUUGGGUUACUUGGUGGCACUAGCACCGCAACAACAACCACUAGUUUAUUUGGACUCAGCUCAGGCACAACUAAUGUAUCUGGCACACAACCAUCAACUUCAGCAACACCGAGCUUGGGACUUGGUGGAGUUGCACCGACUGGGACCGGUACAGGCAGCUCUACAACAGGAGAUGGAAAAACUGAACCACCAAAGCAGACGAAGCUUCCUAAUGAAAUCUCAACAUUGGUGGAUUCUUUCAAAGAGUUUGUAAAGAAACAGAAGUCGCUCAGUUCAGAAGUUAUGCGGGUUUCAAUUAAACCAUUACACAAGGUGGGUCGCGAAGCAGAAGCGACAUUGCGUGCAGCGCUAGCGUUGCGCGGAGAGACAAACAAAGCUCGCGCGCAGUCGAGGCGCCUGCGAGCCGCAGCCGCUGACGCACUCGCUGCUGCUGAAGCUGCUGCCAGGGAUCCACCCGGGGCGGAACUAGAAGGAAGUGCACCACCAAAAUACAUUAAAGAAUUAAUUGCUGAAUUGGAGCAACAAUUAAUUACAUUCCGAAGACAAAUGGAUGUUGCUGAUAAACAGAUGCAGGCUUCACCCAAAUUGCUUACAGAACAAGAGUUAACGCUCGGUAUUCGACGUAUGCACGAGUCUCUUGUGGCUUUGGCUGGUCGCUUGCAAGCGGUGCACACGCAAGUUGAAGCUCAGAAGGAGCAAUAUCUCAACCUCAGGAAGUAUAUACUGAAGGAUCCUACAAAUGUUUUUGACAGACCCUCACCAAGCGCCAGUCUGGAUCAGAUUUUACAUGAUGCAGAAGGUACAAGAAAGAAAACGAAAUCAAGUUCCUUAGCGGAUAUCAGUUUUGGUGGUGCAGGCAGUGCUGUGUUGUCAGAUCCCAAAGUUGCGUUAAGUAACAUUCAACAACUGGCUGGUCCACCUCCUUUCACUUAUUUAGGCAGUACACUGUCACCAUUCCACACAGCUGAUGUAUCAGGAUCGAACUGGCAACCCCAACCGCAGAGUAAUUACAACACAUCACUAAAUCUAAGUAAUUUUGGAUCAACGUCACAAACUGAGUCAAGCUCUGCUUUCCAGCUUCAAAAGCCUCCAGGAAAGCGAGGGAAACAAUGA